AUGCCUUUCGAAGCCCGUGUUAAGUCCGUUCUGUCGGGCGAUACGAUUGUGCUGUCGCAUGUCACCAAUCCCACACAAGAACGCAUUCUCUCCCUGGCUUAUGUCUCGGCUCCUCGAUUGAGGAGGGAAGGUGAUGAGCCUUACGCCUUCCAAUCCCGUGAAUUCCUUCGUGAAUUGCUCGUUGGCAAGGUCAUUCAAUUCCACGUCGUCUACUCCAUCCCCACUGGUGCCAAGCGCGAGUAUGGUAUCAUCAAGCUACCUGGCUUCGACGCUCAGCUUCCCGACAUCAGUGUUCAAGAGGGCUGGACCAAGGUCCGCGAGGAGGCUGGCAAGCGAAGUGAUGAGUCCGAAGAAACUCUCGCGCUGCUGGACCGGCUGCGGGCUUUGGAGUCACUCGCCCAGGAUGAGAGCAAGGGUGUUUGGGCUUCUUCGAACCAGGGUCUGAUUGAGACGAGCUAUGAACUGGCCAAUGGCCAGGAAUUGGUUAGCAAGCACAAGGGGGAACAGUUGGAGGGUAUUGUUGAGAAGGUUCUCAACGGUGACCGGGUUGUGCUGCGUCUGCUUCUCUCACCACAGGAGCAUGUCCAGACCGUCGUGGCCGUUGCUGGUGUCCGCGCCCCUUCUGCCAAGCGAACCACCGCCGAGGGCAAGGAGCAGGCUGCUGAGCCCUUCGGUGAUGAAGCACAACAGUUUGUCGAGUCUCGACUGCUGCAGCGCAAGGUCAAGGUCUUUCUGCUGGGUGUCACCCCCCAAGGCCAAUUGGUGGCUACUCUUCUGCACCCCAACGGAAACAUUGCCCGCUUCCUUCUGGAGGAAGGUCUGGCUCGCUGCCAAGAUCACCACUCCACUAUGCUCGGUGGAGAUAUGGCUCUCCUUCGCCAGGCUGAGCUCACGGCAAAGAACGCCCGCAAGGGAGUCUUCACCGGCCACAUCGCUCCCAAGGGCACCGGUGCUGCGGCUAUUGAUUACACUGUCAGCCGUGUUUUGAAUGCGGACACCAUCUUCCUUCGAAACAAGGCCGGCCAGGAGAAGAAGAUUAGCCUGACUAGCAUUCGCCAGCCCAAGCCUUCUGACCCCAAGCAGGCUCCCUUCGCUAACGAUGCCAAGGAGUUCUUGCGCAAGAAGGUGAUCGGUAAGGGUGUCAAGGUCACUGUCAACGGCAAGAAGCCUGCCACGGAAGGCUAUGAGGAGCGCGAGGUCGCCACUGUCGUACAGGGCAACACCAACAUCGGCCUGUCCCUGGUUGAGGCUGGUUAUGCCUCUGUGAUCCGCCACCGGAUGGAUGACAAUGAUCGUUCCCCCGAUUACGAUACUCUGCUUGUGGCUGAGGCUGAGGCCCAGAAGGACGGCCGCGGAAUGUGGUCCCCCAAGCCGCCCAAGGUUAAGCAGUACACCGACUACUCUGAGAGCGUUCAAAAGGCCAAGUUGGAGGUUGGCAUUCUGCAACGUUCCAAGCGCAUCCCCGCCGUUGUCGACUUUGUCAAGUCCGGCUCUCGCUUCACUGUUCUGGUCCCUCGUGAAAACGCCAAGUUGACGCUUGUUCUGUCCGGUAUCCGUGCCCCUCGCUCUGCCCGUGGUCCCAAUGACGCUGGCGAGCCCUUUGGCCAGGAGGCCCACGAGCUGGCCGUCCGCCGCUGCAUGCAGCGUGAUGUCGAAAUUGGCGUCGAGACCAUCGACAAGGUGGGUGGCUUCAUCGGCAGUCUAUACGUGAACAAGGAGAACUUCACCAAGGUCCUACUGGAAGAGGGUUUCGCCACAGUGCACGCCUACUCGGCUGAGCAGUCUGGUCACGCUACCGAGUACUUCGCCGCCGAGCAGCGGGCCAAGGACGCUCGCAAGGGUCUCUGGCACGACUGGGACCCCAGCAAGGAGGCUGAGGCUGAGGCUGAGGAGUCCGAGGUUGCCAACGGCACCGGCAACGAGAGCGAGGCUGCUACUGCGUCUCGUCGCAAGGACUACCGUGAUGUGAUGGUCACCCACAUUGACCCAGAGACUGGUCGCCUUAAGCUGCAGCAGAUCGGCACUGGCACUAGCGCGCUUACCGAGCUGAUGAGCGCCUUCCGCGCCUUCCACAUCAACAAGGCCAAUGACACCCCACUGCCCGGUGCCCCCAAGGCGGGUGAUUGGGUCGCAGCGCAGUUCACUGAGGAUGGCAACUGGUACCGCGCCAAGGUGCGCCGCAAUGACCGCGAGAAGGAGCAGGCCGAGGUGGUCUAUAUCGAUUUCGGAAACUCCGAGAUUCUGCCCUGGAAGAGCCUGCGCCCUCUCACCCAGCCCCAAUUCUCUGCUCAAAAGCUGCGUCCCCAGGCCGUCGAUGCCGUCCUGUCACUUCUGCAGUUCCCUACCUCUGCGGACUACCUGGAUGACGCGGUCGCUUUCUUGGGCGACCAGACCUUUGACCGCCAGCUGGUCGCUAACGUCGACCACGUCGAGCCCGACGGCACCCUGCACGUUACCCUGCUGGACCCAUCCGUCUCCAAGAGCCUGGACCAGAGCAUCAACGCCGACGUGGUGCGUGAGGGUUUCGCCAUGGUUCCUCGCAAGCUGAAGGCAUGGGAGCGCGCUUCCACCGAGACUCUGGAGAGCCUACGAGAGCUGGAGACCGAGGCUAAGGCUGGUCGUCUGGGUAUGUGGGAGUACGGUGAUCUCACUGAGGAUUAA
Molecule: messenger RNA, 2661 nt
Organism: Penicillium daleae
Lineage: Eukaryota; Fungi; Ascomycota; Eurotiomycetes; Eurotiales; Aspergillaceae
Product: putative transcription factor (Snd1/p100)
Exons: 2
Coding region: 1-2661 (886 amino acids)
Biological process (GO): mRNA catabolic process; regulatory ncRNA-mediated gene silencing
Cellular component (GO): RISC complex; nucleus; cytosol
Molecular function (GO): nuclease activity; RNA binding
Source: RefSeq, a predicted model, not a curated record